AUGACGGAAGGACGAGGAAAAAUGCGCAAAUUUAAUUUUAAUCUAAGAAGUCUUCGCCUUUCCUUGAAAUACCGGCCUGAUGUCCUGAAGCUCAUAUUAAAAAUGAGGCAGUGUAUAAGGAAUAAAAAUUCUAAACUAAUUCAGUGUAAACAACAACUAAAAGCAAUGGAAAAAAAGACAUCUAAAGAAAACAAUGUAGUAGAAGAUAAUCUGGAAAAAUCCAAUAACAUAGACUCGGAAGCAAAUGUAGAUACACUUGCAUCAUCAAACGAACUGGAUACAAUUGAUAAUCUUAAAACAGUAAUUGAAAAUAAAAAGAAAGCCGUCAAAAAGAAAACAAAACUUAAAAAUAAGGCAACACAGACUGAUAAUGUUGUAAGUUCUCCUAAAAUUAAAUCAGAAUCGAAAGAAACUGGUGCAAAAUGUGAGGAGUCUGGUUGGAAAUUAAAUGAAGAAAAUGAUAGUAAGAGUAUAGCAGACCAAGUGAAAGAGGUGGCCCAGGAUGCAAUGCAGCAAUCCGGUAUGGUGUAUGUAGAAUCAGCUGGAAUGUAUUAUGAUUAUAAGACUGGCUAUUACUAUAAUUCUGAACUAGGGCUGUACUAUCAUACAGAUACUGACUGCUAUUAUUACUACUCAGAAAAGAAGCAAACAUUUGUGUUCCACUCCUUCCCAGACAGAAAGCAGUCAGCUGCACAGGCUUCACUAGCAGCUCAUGAAAAGAGGAAGGCUAAAAAACAUAAAAUGGCGAGAAAGGCAGAAGACGAAAUUGAUAACCUGACGAAAAAUCUAUCUCAGGAUGGUGAGGAAAAUAAUGAAAAUAAACCCAAACAAAAGAAGAGUAAGAAGAAAGCAGUUCAAAAGGAUGUUUCCAUGAAUGAGAAGAAACUUAAUGACAAUUCUGAUCUAAUUACUGAACCAAAUAAUGAAAUCAUUAGUGAAAGUAAGAAAGAGCAAAAGGAAAGUAAUGAUGUAGAAACUGAUGAUAAAGCUGAUGUUAAACUAAAAGAAAUGGAGGAAGGAGAAUGCAGUGAUUCAAGCUCAGAACAGUCAGAUUCUGUAGACGAAGAAGUCAAAUCAAAUGCUAGCACAUCCACUGCUAGUGAUGAUGAAUCAAUAGCGAGCCAUCAUCCACCCUGCAUGCGCGUGAUUGUGAAAGAGACAAGUUUACCAAAGUUGCGCAUAGGCAGUUUGUUUAUUGUAACUAAAGAUGGCGGCACCGUUGGCCGGAUGGGCGAGCAGCAUACCAUAUUGCUCAAUGACAGUAAUGUAUCCAGGAACCACAUGAACAUAAUAUACGAUGAUAAACGGCGCUCGUAUUUCGCGGUCGAUCUUGGCUCGAAAAAUGGAAGCAUAUUGAAUGGCAGUCGCAUGUCUGAGAGCGAGGUUGUCAGUGAACCUAUGGAGAUAGUGCAUGGCAGUACUUUACAACUUGGCGAAACAAAGUUAUUGUGUCACAUACAUCCAGGGAAUAAUACAUGUGGACAUUGUGAACCAGGACUGCUGAUGGAAGCUUUAGAAAAAGAGAAGCAAGCAUACACUCGGACAUGCAGCGUUAAGAAGCAGCACGAACUCGAGUUAGCGCGUCUGAAGAAUAAAUAUGCUAAACCACAAUUGGCGAUAGAAGAGACGGCCUACAACGACAGAGCGCAAGCGAGACGGGAAGCUGUUGGCUCUUCACAUCACGCUGAAAAGACGCAGACUAGUGAUAUUGACACGUCCAUAGCAUCAGACAACAAAGGUUUCAAAUUAUUGGAGAAAAUGGGCUGGAAUAAGGGCGAGGGUCUCGGCAAGGAUAACCAAGGAGAUGUCGACCCAGUGCCUCUAAUUUCAAACGAAGGUAAGACUGGUCUAGGAGCAACACCCGUACCCCACAAUCCCAACACCCUCGGUCCGGCUACUAUAAGGCUGGCGGCCAGAACGAAGAUGCUAAGGCCACCAGCGAAAGCAUUUCAAGGCACGCUAGAGGAGGAUUCUGAAUAA
Arctia plantaginis is the source of this 1980-nucleotide messenger RNA. Lineage: Eukaryota; Metazoa; Arthropoda; Insecta; Lepidoptera; Erebidae. The record is from the annotation of a GenBank genome assembly.